This is a messenger RNA of Aspergillus calidoustus, 555 nucleotides long. Lineage: Eukaryota; Fungi; Ascomycota; Eurotiomycetes; Eurotiales; Aspergillaceae. The record is from the annotation of a GenBank genome assembly.
AUGGGAGAAUACUCUCUAGACUGUACGAUGGCCAUUUUAGGCUGGCUGAUGUUUGGCAAUAUGAUUCGGGACGAAGUGACAGCAAACGUUCUUAGAAUCAAGGAAUAUCCGCAGUUCCUGUCUCUUUGCAUUAUAGUGUUUAUCGCGAUCAUUCCCAUCACAAAAGUCCCUCUGAAUUGCCGGCCGCUUGUUGCAACUAUGGAGUUUCUCUGUGGCCUUGAACCACACACCGAGCUGAAUGGCGAUUACACAGAGCGAACAAUAUUUAUCCGCAAACUGCUGAGGGUGCUGAUCCGUAUAUUCGUGGUAGCGGUCAUUGUUGUCAUGGCCAUAGCCUUCCCAUCCUUCGACAGAAUCAUGGCACUGAUGGGCUCCGCAUUGUGCUUCACCAUCUGCAUCAUACUGCCGCUCGCAUUUUACCUGAAGAUAUUCGGAAAGGAGAUUAGCUGGAGGGAGCGGCUGCUCGAUUGGUCGCUUCUGGUCAUUUCUUCGGUUCUAGCGGUCAUCGGCACCGUGUGGGCAUUCUUGCCACAUGAACUGCUCAUGUCCCUGUAA